Messenger RNA from Malassezia pachydermatis, 930 nucleotides. RefSeq lists its product as hypothetical. The coding region runs from base 1 to 930 and encodes 309 amino acids. Gene Ontology annotation, molecular function: protein-lysine N-methyltransferase activity. Gene Ontology annotation, biological process: peptidyl-lysine methylation. The record is from RefSeq and is a predicted model, not a curated record. Gene Ontology annotation, cellular component: cytoplasm. The transcript has a single exon. Lineage: Eukaryota; Fungi; Basidiomycota; Malasseziomycetes; Malasseziales; Malasseziaceae.
AUGAGCAACGGACGUCCCAACUUUCCAGCGCACUUGCGUAUUUUCCCCAAUGCGCCACGCGAGACCCAAGACGCAUGGAUGCGCGAUAGUGAGCAGGACAUUGCGCAGUACGGCAUCGCCGGUCGUAUUUGGGAAUCCGCGUUUUUAUGGGCGGCGUAUAUCGAAAAUACGACACACACUUUUGAUCCGCCGCACUCGUGGCUCGACGCCCCUGUGACGUUGCUGGAGCUAGGCGCAGGCGUAGGCACGGCUGGUUUGGCUACCGCGUCGUACCUAGCACAUCGAUCUGCGUGUCCAAGCGAGGCUCAUCAUGUGAUCCUCACCGAUUUGCCCGAGGUCGAAUCGCUGCUACGUCGCAAUGUGCCAUGGACGCCAUGGGCACAAGCACAUGUCCACGUACGCCCCUUGGCCUGGGGCGACGCCGGCCAUGCCGAGGUCAUCCUGCAGACAUGGACACCCACGCACAUUCUGUGCUCUGACUUGAUCUAUUUCCCGGAACUCCUUGCGCCUCUCCUUCGCUCGUUAUUGCAGAUCACACAACAGGCGCCCAACGCCACCGUGUACCUGGCCUACAAAAUUCGCUCCCUGACCAAAGAGCAGCCGUUCUGGACAGGGCUCAGCGCCUGGUUCGAUCUUACAUGGGUGCAAUGUACCCCCUCCGAUCCAGCGGCGCCAUGGCGCCCCUUCGGCACGCAUGCAUCGCAUUUCGCGUACGCACCCCCCUGCGAUGAGACGGGCGCGCCCUUGGACGACUACUUUUUGUUCGCUGCGCAACGCAAAGAAGCGUCGUUGCAGUGGACGUGCCCGGACGAGGACGCCCUGCUACUCCAAGGGCUGUAUAUGGCCGAUGGCCAACCUAUACCCGCGCCGGGCACGGACGCUUUUGAAUGGAUCUUGCUGAGCCGAUCUAUGGAUAACGACGAACUAUAG